AUGGAUCGAAGUUGGAUGAGAGCAUCACGCAUCACUGCUGAGUAUGGGACUGGGGUGGAACAGUUUCUCCAAUUUACCGAAAUGCAUGCCCCCUCCUUGCGCGGCAAAUAUUUUUGUCCAUGUGUAAAAUGUGCAAAUGGUAGACACCAGACGCUAAGUGAGAUAAGAUCACAUCUAAUAUGUCACGGGAUGAUUCCAAAUUACACAAACUGGAUAUGGCAUGGGGAAUUGCCAGACAAUCCAACAUUGUCUCACACUGAGGCAAUCGAUGUAGAUACGGGUUGUCGUAUAGAAGAAAUGAUUCGCGACUUAGGGCAGGAUGGUUUUCGGCAAGCACAUGCUCCUUUGUAUGACAAAAUAGAGAAUGAUUCAAAGACUCCUUUGUAUUCUGGGUGCACAACAUUCACAAGGUUGUCAGCGGUCUUAGCUUUAGUCAACUUGAAGGCACGAUUUGGCUGGAGUGACAAGAGCUUUACUGAAUUGCUAGUGUUAUUGAAAAAGUUGCUUCCUGAAGAUAACACGUUGCCAAAGAGUCAAUACGAGGCGAAGAAGAUCUUAUGUCCAAUGGGAAUGGAGUACCAGAAAAUCCAUGCAUGCCCAAAUGAUUGCAUAUUGUAUAGAAAUGAGUAUGCAAAAAUGCGCACAUGCCCAACAUGUGGUGUAUCCCGCUACAAGGUCAAAAACCAUGAAGAGAGUGAUGUUGCAACCGCAGAGAACAGUCAUCCAGCAAAGGUUUGCUGGUAUCUUCCAAUAAUACCAAGGUUUAGGCGAUUGUUUGCUAAUAGAUAUGAUGCAAAACAGUUGAUGUGGCAUGUUGAAGGCAGAAAAAUUGAUGGAUUGCUCCGACAUCCGGCUGAUUGUCCGCAAUGGAAGGCAUUCGAUGCUUUGUAUCCUGAUUUUGGGAAUGAGACCAGAAAUCUAAGGCUUGGUCUUGCCUCCGAUGGAAUGAACCCUUUUGGUAACUUAAGCACCAGUCACAGUUCAUGGCCUGUUUUGUUGAUGAUUUAUAACCUUCCUCCUUGGUUGUGCAUGAAACGGAAGUACAUAAUGCUUUGCAUGAUGAUAGCAGGACCAAGACAGCCCGGUAAUGAUAUUGACGUGUAUCUAGCUCCGUUGAUUGAAGACCUACGAACAAUGUGGGAACACGGGGUAGAUGUUUGGGAUGGGAAUUUGCAGGAGACCUUUAGGUUGCGUGCAAUGGUUUUUUGUACCAUAAAUGACUUUCCAGCAUAUGGAAAUUUAAGUGGUUACAGUGUGAAAGGCCAUCACGCAUGUCCUAUAUGUGAGAAAAAUACAAGUUUCGUCCAACUAAAACAUGGAAAGAAAACAGUAUACACAAGGCAUCGAAGAUUUCUGAACCAGUUCCAUCCAUAUCGACGAUUGAAGAAAGCUUUCAAUGGAUCUCAAGAAAAUGAAAGUGCGCCAAAACCGUUAAAUGGUAAAGAAGUACAUGAUCGUGUCAACGACAUCAUAACUAUCUUUGGGAAGACGCAAAAGAAAACCAGUAGUGAGACAAACAUCUGGAAGAAAAGGUCCAUUUUCUUUGAGCUUCCUUAUUGGUUUGAUCUUGAUGUUAGACAUUGCAAGACAAAGGAUGGUUUGAAGUGUCGUCAAGACUUGGUUGACAUGGGUAUACGGGAGCAGUUACAUCCAAUAGCAAAAGCAAUUCGGGGAAUCUUGCCUGACAAAGUUCGGGUUGCCAUAACUCGUCUAUGCUUUGUUUUUAAUGCUAUAUGUAGCAAAGUCAUUGACCCUGCAAGAUUGGAUGAAUUGGAGAAUGAGGCUGCCAUUUUAGGAGAUCCGGUUGUGGUCCUGUAUUUUGGUCAUAGUAUAGGGUUUUAG
Molecule: messenger RNA, 1842 nt
Organism: Glycine soja
Lineage: Eukaryota; Viridiplantae; Streptophyta; Magnoliopsida; Fabales; Fabaceae
Exons: 4
Coding region: 1-1842 (613 amino acids)
Source: RefSeq, a predicted model, not a curated record